This is a messenger RNA of Symbiodinium sp. CCMP2592, 994 nucleotides long. The record is from the annotation of a GenBank genome assembly. NCBI's taxonomy places the organism in Eukaryota, Dinophyceae, Suessiales, Symbiodiniaceae.
AUGUUGCAGAUCGAGUUGCAAGCAUGCCAGUCCGGGCAGCAGAACCUGAUCCUCGGUCUGCAAGAGCAGCCAGGGUUGUUUCACCGCUGCUUGCAGAGCGAUGCGGACCAGAAUCUAAUCUCGAAUCUUGUGGGAAAGUGCAGUGAUGUGGACAGGGAGCAAGUGGAGCACAGACUGGAGCAUGCGCAGAAGCAAAUCCAGAAACUCGAAAAGAAGUUGCAAUGGGAAGCCACGAAGCGCGACGACAACUGCUUCCUGAGCCAGACUGCCAUCAGCGCUCUUGACGAGCAGGUGCAAGACCUGCAGUCUGCUAUUGAGAUCUUGGAAGAGGAGCAGCUGGGCUGCAGUGACAGCAGGCUUGCAGCAGAGAUUCCAGGCAGGCGCUUCGGAAAGCAUUUGCAGGGAUGGCUUGCGCAACUUACCUCGGAGAUGCCGAGGCGCAACAUCGAAUCCCGAAAUUCGAUCAAAUCCGUUGCGCGGCUCGUGGAUGCCGUCCACCUGAAAAUCAUUACAGAGAUGCCCAAGCUAGAGAACCAGGAAUCUUCCUGCAUUCACGUGCCAGCUUUCGAGCGAGUGGUAGAAGUUCCAGAGGUCCGCUACGACGUGGAAGUGCACACUCAAAAGGUGGUCCCACAAGUGCAGUACGUCGAGAAGAUCUUUGAAGUCCCAGAGGAACGCAUCGUCGAGCACCGGCAGAUCCAUCAAGUGGCAAGUUUGGGUGGCCAGCUCCGGCCCAGUCCGCCCCGGCGCCCGGCUAUGCACCGGGCAGGCAAGCCAGCAAUGCCCAUGGAGGGAAAUGUCUCCGUGCCGCCCUACAAUCCACUGAAUCAGCAGCUGAGCUCCGAUGACGAGCUGGAUUACGCUAUGCCACCCCCGCCUGGCUUUGGGCCGGCGGCCCAACCUCGUCGAAGCUCCGCGAAGGAGGCACAAGACGACAUGGCGGAGGUCGAGCUCUGGGCCGCGAUUACGAUCGCUCGAGCCGCAAUGGCACGAG